GCGGCGGCGAACUCGGCGGCGGGCCGUCGUUUGGCAGGCGCCGAGUGCGAGCGGCAGCCGCGCUGCCCCGCCGCCCCGGACCGGUCGCCUGCUCGCGGGGCGGCACCAUGCAGACCUUCCUGAAGGGGAAGCGGGUGGGAUACUGGCUGAGCGAGAAGAAGAUCAGGAAGCUGAAUUUCCAGGCCUUCGCCGAGCUGUGCCGGAAAAGAGGCGUAGAAGUAGUGCAGCUUGACCUCACCAAACCCAUUGAAGAUCAGGGCCCUUUGGAUGUGAUCAUACAUAAACUGACAGAUGUAAUCCUUGAAGCAGACCAGAAUGACAGCCAGUCACUGGAGUUGGUUCAGAGGUUCCAGGAGUACAUUGAUGCUCAUCCAGAGACCAUUAUCCUGGACCCUCUCCCGGCUAUCCGUACACUCCUGGAUCGAUCCAAGUCGUACGAGCUCAUCCGGCGAAUAGAGGCAUACAUGCAAGAUGAGAGGAUCUGUUCACCACCGUUUAUGGAGCUGACAAGUGCCUGUGGAGAAGAUACCUUGAAGCUUAUAGAGAAGAAUGGACUGGCAUUCCCAUUCAUUUGUAAAACCAGAGUGGCCCAUGGAACCAACUCUCAUGAGAUGGCGAUCAUCUUCAACCAGGAGGGCCUCAAAGCUGUUCGCCCCCCCUGUGUCAUUCAGAGCUUCAUCAACCACAAUGCUGUGCUCUAUAAAGUGUUUGUGGUCGGGGAGUCUUACACCGUGGUGAAAAGACCAUCUUUAAAGAACUUCUCUGCAGGCAUCUCAGACAGAGAAUCAAUAUUUUUCAACAGCCACAAUGUUUCCAAACCAGAGUCCUCAUCUGUCUUAACAGCGCUGGAUAAAAUCGAAGGAGUAUUUGAGCGGCCAAAUGACGACGUCAUCCGGGAAAUCUCCAAAGCGCUGCGGCAAGCUCUGGGAGUUUCCCUCUUUGGAAUUGAUAUCAUCAUUAACAACCAGACUGGGCAGCAUGCAGUCAUUGAUAUAAAUGCAUUCCCAGGCUAUGAGGGUGUUUCUGAAUUUUUCACAGAUCUGCUGAACCACAUAGCUGCUGUCCUGCAGGGUCAGGUGCCUGAGGUGACCCAGCUAAACCACAGCAAGCUCCUGGCAGAGCAGAGCGGUGGGAUCAUGGACGAGCGGAUAUGCUGUGCUAGCACAGGCUGUCUCAGCGUCAUGGGAAAAGACUCCUGGAUUGUGGAGAGCGACAGCAACAGCUCAGUAAAACUGCAACACCAGAGACUAGGCUGCAACUCAGCAGUGUCCCCCAGCUUCCAGCAGCACUGCGUCGCUACAUUGGCAACAAAAGCUUCUUCUCAAUAACUUGCCAAUGCCAUGGACUGAGAAAAAGCCCCAGGGAUACAGAUUGUGGCCCCAGAACCAGAUCAGGCUUUAACAAUACAAUUGACAAAAAAAUAGGGGGGAAAACCCAACAUAAAACACAACACAAAAAAGCAAAAUAAAAAAACUUUCAAUUUGAUUUAACCUAAUUUGCUGAUGAAACGGACUGAAAGGGGAAGAGUGAGAAAGUGAUCCAAAUCCAUUUCGUCAAAUUCCAGUUGCAAAUCUGUAGUGAGUUUACACACACACGUGUUUUAACACUAGUCCUUUCAUUGUGGGAGGGUUGCUCUUUCAUUUCUAUUAUUCUUUGUAAUCACUGGUGACCAGCAUUUUAAAAUCGGACCUCAUGCUAUCAAGAAGAUAAUAAUGUUGAAAUGCAGUGUCUGAAUGUAACAGUGCUAGAGAUUUUUGCCUAAAACUUCCUGUUCCUCUUUUUUCCACGUACGCCAUUGCAUAAGGAAGCUAAAACAACUUCAGUAUCACUAAACCAAAUCUCUUGAAAUGUUGACCAGUCAUGAUGUUGGCAGGUAGCUUGCUGUGAAGCCACUGCACUUUGAGUAGGACAGAGCAGCCUGCGUAUUCAGGGCACAGAACCGAGGUGACCACCCUUGUCCCAGCUUUGCAGUUCUCCCCCCAGGCCUCAGUGCUUCACUCAGAUCAGCUUCCAACCACGCUUGCAAACAGCAACAUCUUUUACCCAGAGAGGGUGCCACUAUUUAGGUGGAGUCAUUUAGUAGAUUAAAUAACAUGCUUUCAAUUGUCUGCUAGUGCUGAAAUCUUAGAAGAGUUAAGGAAGCAGCUCAUCUCUUCACAGGGAGUUUAAUUCUCCUUCCAUUGCACUUGUGAGGACUCUGGGAAAAGGCU
This is a messenger RNA of Melozone crissalis (California towhee), 2210 nucleotides long. RefSeq names its product inositol-tetrakisphosphate 1-kinase (gene ITPK1). The record is from RefSeq and is a predicted model, not a curated record. Bases 108 to 1328 code for a protein of 406 amino acids. Lineage: Eukaryota; Metazoa; Chordata; Aves; Passeriformes; Passerellidae. Gene Ontology annotation, biological process: inositol trisphosphate metabolic process. Gene Ontology annotation, molecular function: inositol-3,4,5,6-tetrakisphosphate 1-kinase activity; inositol-1,3,4-trisphosphate 5-kinase activity; ATP binding. Gene Ontology annotation, cellular component: cytoplasm. The transcript has 11 exons.